AUGAGUGGUGUCAGUGACAUUAAACCUGACAAAACACUCAAUGACGUGUGUUCUGGAAAUUCUGAGCAGUAUGAAGUCGUGGGACCUGCAGAUACAGUAUUUGCUUUACCUGGUGAAGAUGUGAUUCUGCCCUGUUCAGUUAAGCCCAGCAUCAGUGUUGUGGACAUGAGAGUGGAGUGGUUUAGAUCUGAUCUGAAAGACUCAGUAGUGCAUCUCUAUGAAGAUCAUGAUGACAGAAAUGCAGAGCAGACUGAGUCCUACAGAGGGAGAACAAAACUAAAUCAUGAAGAACUACAGAGAGGAGAUGCAUCACUCAAACUCUCAUCUUUCCAAAUCUCUGAUGAAGGACGUUAUAAGUGUUUUAUUCAGUCCAAAUCCUGGUAUGAUGAUGCUACUGUUGAUGUCAGUGUUGAAGCUGUUGGACGUCCUCCAGUGAUCACUGUAGAUGGAUUUGAUGAUACAGGAGGGCUUCAUCUACAAUGUGAAUCUGAAGGUUGGAACCCUGAACCUGUUCUUGAGUGGCUAAACAGUGAAGGAGUCAGCUUGAGUUCAGAAACUGCAGAGACAAGCAGAAACACAGAUGGAUUCAGAGUCAAACACUCUAUCACUGUACAUCACAGUGUCGGCAAGAUUCACUGUAGAGUUAAACUGAGACAUCACAUUCUGGAGACACUGAUUAUCGCCUCAAAUAAAAGGUUUAAUCCUUGGACGACAUCAAUAUUCUUGAUUUCAGCUGUUGUUUUACUCAUUGUGAAUGCUGGAAUGCUGAUAGCUGGUGUCUUCACGAAAGUCAGAGAGGCCACCCUUGCCCCUCUAAAGAAAGUGGGCAUGGGCAUCCUCAACUACAUUGACAACUGGCUGAUUGUACCUCAGUCAUGGGAACUGCAUGGAUGCAAUAGCUCACAGCUGGCCCCAGCAACUGUACAAGUAUACCUCAUUGCACAGACACUGUGCAAGAUUGGAGAGGAAGAAGAACAAAUCCUAAAGUUUGUGCCCUGCUGGCCCAACUGGACUUGGUUCCCAGAGCUCAUGCUGAUAGCAUCAACCCCUCCCUGA
Molecule: messenger RNA, 1056 nt
Organism: Carassius auratus (goldfish)
Lineage: Eukaryota; Metazoa; Chordata; Actinopteri; Cypriniformes; Cyprinidae
Product: butyrophilin subfamily 3 member A2-like
Exons: 6
Coding region: 1-1056 (351 amino acids)
Biological process (GO): T cell receptor signaling pathway; regulation of cytokine production
Cellular component (GO): external side of plasma membrane
Molecular function (GO): signaling receptor binding
Source: RefSeq, a predicted model, not a curated record